Orycteropus afer afer is the source of this 984-nucleotide messenger RNA. The record is from RefSeq and is a predicted model, not a curated record. Lineage: Eukaryota; Metazoa; Chordata; Mammalia; Tubulidentata; Orycteropodidae.
AUGUCCAGAUCCGUGUCUACACUGACCGUGGCCACCUUCGUGGAGCUCAGCACCAAAGUCAAGAUGCCCAUCCUGGGCCUGGGCACCUGGAAGUCAGAGCCUGGUCAAGUCGAAGAGGCUGUGAAGGCAGCUAUUGACAUGGGGUACCGCCACAUUGACUGUGCCUUCAUGUACCAGAACGAGAGCGAGGUGGGGGACGCCAUCCAGGAGAAGCUCCAAGAGAAGGCUGUGAGGAGGGAGGACCUCUUCAUCGUCAGCAAGUUGUGGUCUACCUUCUUCGAGAGGCCCCUGGUGAAGGAAGCCUGUUUGAAGACCCUCAAGGAUCUGAAGCUAGACUAUCUUGACAUCUACCUUGUUCAUUGGCCACAGGGGCUGCAGCCGCAGAAGGAAAUUCUCCCCAAAGACGAGAAAGGCAAUGUCCUCCUCAGUAAGACAACAUUCUUGGAUGCCUGGGAGGUAGAUGGCAUGGAGGAACUGAUGGACAAAGGGCUUGUGAAAGCCAUUGGUAUCUCCAACUUCAACCACUUCCAGAUUGAGGGGCUCUUGAACAAACCCAGGCUGAAACAUAAACCAGUGAUUAACCAGAUUGAGUGUCACCCAUACCUCACACAGGAGAAGCUGAUCCAAUACUGCCAGUCCAAGGGCAUUGCAGUCACUGAUUACAGCCCUCUGGGCUCUUCAGACAGACCCUGGGCUGAGCCAGAGAACCCUUCACUGCUGGAGGACCCUGGGAUUAAGGAGACUGCUGCAAAGCACAACAGAACCCCAGCCCAGGUUCUGAUCUGGUUCCAAAUUCAGAGGAAUGUGGUUGUGAUUCCCAAAUCUGUGACCCCAAAGCACAUUGCUGAGAACUUCCAGGUCUUCGACUUCCAGUUGAGUGAUGAGGAGAUGGCAACCAUGCUUGGCUUCAACAGAAACUGGAGGGCCUGCAUUGUGAAGGAAGUGGUCCAUUUGGAAGAUUAUCCCUUCACUGCAGAAUACUGA